GCGAGAGGUAUGGAUGGCGCACUCGGCCGGAGCGGCCUUAGGAAGCUCCAUUUGUGUGUUCGCGGCAAGGUUGGUCCAACUCCUGCGUGACGCGGUCGAGAGGGUCCCGCGCUGCCGCGCGCGGUGCCGGACCGAUGCGCCCGACACCGCGCCACGGGGGCGGUUGUGCUGUGGAUGUGUCCUAUGUCGGUUAUCCUGGACUGAUUUGUCGCAUUUCGCUCGCUUGUAAGAAGUCGUGUCAUUGGACAUGGCACAAUGCACUGGUUGGGGGAGCUGUGUACUCUUGCAGACUUCAGCAACAGUUGUUCCAUGCGACCGUCACUGCGGGUACGACAUAUACCGUCCUCAACGACUUCUGCAUCGCGUUUGGGGUGGCACCUGUGCACAAACCCACUUUUUACAGUUGCAUGCGCGGUGAGCCGAAUGUGCAUGAGGGUUGCAAUGCAAAGGUUGUCAGGCAGAGCGUGCGGUAUUGCGACUUGGCCAUUGACACGGUUAUGCGAUUAGGGAGACCCGUCACUUGGAUGGUUGACGGUCGCUACGACUCGGCCAGGUCUGCGCAGCAUUGCACUGUUACCGCGAUUGAGUGUGAUACUCGUCUUGUGGUGGGUGUUCACACUCUUCGGCCAAAAAAUGAGGGAAAGGCGUCGAACCAACUUGAGGUUCCUGCUGUUGUGCGCCUGUUGAGAGGCUUGUUGUCGAGGGGGUUGAAGAUCCGGUGUGUUGUCUCGGACGAUUGUGCUGCAUUGGGUCCACAGUUGGAGCGCCUGGGUAUUGAAUGGCAGAAGGAUUGCCAUCAUAAGGUAAAAAACAUUCGCAAGGCACUUAGAAAAGUCGUGACACUGAAGGUGCCGAAGAAAUUGAACAACCCUCAUCAGUGCAUGUCGGAAUCUCAGUUUAUGCAGUUCACGAAGCAGGAGUUGUUGGAUGCCUUGACGGACCGUUUUGGACCAGGGUCUUUGACGACAAAAGAAGAACGAUUGAAGAAGAGCGACUUCGUUGCUCUUGUGAUGAGCAAAAUGUACCCGUACGGCACGAUGAAAAACAACAAAUCCUUGGUCGUGGAUGCAGAUGGUGUGACUGAGUUACAUAUGCAUGAGGUGGGGCAUUGGUUUCUUCGUGCUUCCCAGCUUUGUAGAGAUGAGGGCGGCGACUUUGUCACUCUGCACAAUGAUGUCAUGAUGAUCGCCGACCAUUGGGCCGGGGACCACUCCAGGUGCGUUGCAGACAGAGAGCUUCUAUGCUCAAAGGCGGGUGGCCCAUCUCGGCUGCCUCUGUACACGCACGACGACCCCGUGUACGACAUCAUUCGCCAGACGUUGGGCAGACAUUGCAGCACGACCGUUUGCUCGUACUACACGGAGUUUCGUCACACGUCGACGGUUGAGACCUUCCAGGGCACAAUCAUCAUUUACGCGAAGAAGGCCUUGCACUUCGAGAAGUCGUAUGAGCUGCGUUUGGCGAUUGCAGUCAUUCGAUGGAACAAUCAUGCAUGGCAGGAUCCCUUGGAGUAUCGUGUCGGCAGGCCUUCUGGGACUUCGAUUCGUCCAAGGCCGAGCCAUUACCGUCACAAUCGGCCACCUACCGAUUCGUGGAUGGAUCGGCUGUCCACGUUCAUCUUCGGUUGAAAAUGUGUUUCAAAUUGGGCUCGAACCUCCUCGAGUACGACGACUGUGAUGUGUCAGGCGAGGUCGGGUCCUCGACACCUC
Messenger RNA from Chara braunii, 1709 nucleotides. NCBI's taxonomy places the organism in Eukaryota, Viridiplantae, Streptophyta, Charophyceae, Charales, Characeae. The record is from the annotation of a GenBank genome assembly.